AUGGACGACUACGAGAACGAAGUGCUCCUGCAGGCACUGGAGAUAGAGUUAGAAGCCGAAGAAGAAGAAGAAGAAGAAGAAGAAACACGCCUGAUUACGGCAGUUGGUCUGCUCCUAUGGGGAGCAGAGCAAUCACGGCUUCUGCGCAAUGAGAGGCGGCUUGAGCACCGGCUUUAUCUUGUUCGCGCAGAUCUCUUGCCAAAUCCUCGUGCUGAUACACCAUGGCAAGUCCUCUAUGCUGGCAUGAAUAGACGGGCCUACAUCACUACAAUGGGUGUGGAUGUCGAAACCUUUGACUACAUCCUUGCUUCCGGCUUUGGUAGCAAGUGGAAUGCCCUCCCAAUUCCCCGAGAUGACACCAAUCAGCAAGGCCGGGCACGACUUGGCCGUCGUUCACUUGAUGCUGCGGGAGCACUUGGCCUGGUCCUCCACUACCUGAACUCUACUAUGCGGGAAACAAGUCUCAUGCAGAUCUUCGCACUCAUUCCCUCUACAGUCUCACGGUAUAUCAGAUUUGCAAUGCGAAUCCUUCUACGCACGCUUCGCCAUCUUCCCGAAGCAGCAAUUGUCUGGCCACAGGGAGAUCAGUUCUUUAUCUUGAACGAUGCAGUUGUGGAGCAUCACCCACUUCUGACUGGUGCAUUUGGAGUCAUGGAUGGUGUCAACAUCCCCGUGCAGACUGCCGAUGAUGAUGAGAUUGAGAAUGCAACAUAUAAUGGAUGGUUGCAUGACCAUUUUGUCAGCAGUGUCUUUGCCUUUGGACCUGAUGGGACUAUUCUCAUGUGUAGGAUCAAUGCACCUGGAAGCUGGCAUGAUUCUCGUGUUGCCCAGCCCAUUUAUCAAUUCCUUCGCACAGAAACACCCGACGGGUUUUAUCUUGUGGCUGACACAGCAUUUCCGAGGGGAACUGAGCAGAUUGCAGGUCGGAUCAAAACCCCAAUGAAGUCUGGGCAGCGCCUUCCACACAAUGAAGCAGAACGCCAGCAGGUUCUCGCAUUUGAUGCUCAACUUGUAUCCUUUCGACAGGCUGCCGAAUGGGGCAUGCGGACGUUGCAAGGUUCCUUUGGCCGACUUCGCAUUCCACUCAACAUUGGUUCAGGAACUGAUCGAGCAGACUUGCUUGAGGUUUGUGCACGAUUAAGUAAUGUGCGUGCUCGUCUUGUGGGGAUUAAUCAGAUACGGUCAGUAUAUAUGCCAAUUUGGAAGAAAACGGAGCAGGAGAGGGUUUGGAGGGAUUUUGAACAUAUGUUGUUUGGUGAGCAACGCCGACUUGAUCGUGUUGCUCGGUUUCAUCAUGUAUAA
Molecule: messenger RNA, 1302 nt
Organism: Coniophora puteana RWD-64-598 SS2
Lineage: Eukaryota; Fungi; Basidiomycota; Agaricomycetes; Boletales; Coniophoraceae
Exons: 2
Coding region: 1-1302 (433 amino acids)
Source: RefSeq, a predicted model, not a curated record